Homarus americanus (American lobster) is the source of this 1697-nucleotide messenger RNA. Its product is annotated as transcription factor SPT20 homolog. The transcript is spliced from 3 exons. Gene Ontology annotation, cellular component: extracellular matrix. NCBI's taxonomy places the organism in Eukaryota, Metazoa, Arthropoda, Malacostraca, Decapoda, Nephropidae. The record is from RefSeq and is a predicted model, not a curated record. The coding region runs from base 39 to 1349 and encodes 436 amino acids.
CCAGCCACACAAUAUCACUGUCUGCUGAUCUCCCCAACAUGAAGGUUGUACUGGUUGUGUUGUGUGUGGGCGUGUGGUCCCAGGCGUUGGCACAAGACGCCUCCUACAUGUUAGACUCACGAGGGGUGCAGCUGGAACAAGGCCUCACACCUCCUCAGGAGCUCCUUGACAACCACCAGGUCUUAUCCGAGGCCUUCAAGCACCGUUCUGAGGAGUUGGCCAGAACCUACAGCAACGACCAAGUCGCCUACAACGACCCCGACCCAGAGUACAUGUGGGCCUACGAGGUAGACGCCAAGUCGACAGGGGACAAAAAGUCUGCCCGGGAGGAGCGUCGAGGAGACGUAGUGGUGGGCCAGUACAGCGUCAUGGACCCUGAUGGUUCUUUCCGCAUCGUCGACUACUCUGUAGCUCCCGACACUGGCUUCCGGGCGACUGUUACCAAGCAUUCCACCCAUGAAGACUUCCAGAGCCAAAGCCACCAGCAAAGGCGCGACCAGUUCCAGAAUCAACAGAACCGCCGCAACCAGUUCCAGAACCAACUGUCUACCCGCGACCAGUUCCAAAGCCAACUGUCUACCCGCGACCAGUUGCAGAACCACCAGAACCGCCGCAAGCAGCUCCAGAACCAACUUUCUACUCGCAACCAGUUCCAGAGCCAGCAGAGCCGCCUCAACCAGUUCCAGAACCAGCAGAAUGACCGCCGUGGAUUCCAGAGUCAGGAAGAUAACCGCAACGAGUUCCAGAACCAGCAGAACCUCUUCAACCAGUUCCAAAACCAGCAGAAUGUCCUCCGUGAAUUCCAGAGUCAGGAAGAUAACCGCAACGAGUUCCAGAACCAACAAAUUGACCACAACCAGUUUCAGGACCGACAAAGCCUCAGAAAUCUGUUCCAACGGGAUCAGUCACAGCUAAGUACGGCUGCUGGGUCUGGUGUGAUCCUGAAGAGCUCUGUUGACAACACUGACAGGCUCACCCAGGUCCGUGGUAGUAUGUACAGCAGCAACCGCAACCAAUUCAACCAGGAGCGCAACCAGAUCAACCAGGCCCGCAACCAGUUCAACCAGGACCGCAACCAGUUCAACCAGGACCGAAACCAGGUCAACCAAGACCGCAACCAGUUUACCCAGAACCACAACCAGUUCACCCGUGGCUCUGCUGACGACUUCGAACGUAACACCAACACCAACCAGUACAACCGCCAGCAAGGUCGUCAGUUCCAGAAUUUCCAGACCACUAAAGGCCGUCUCGACAACGUCCAGUUCACCACUCAACAACAACAACAACGACAGCAGCAGGUCAACCCCCAGAGCUUCUAUCCCAUCAGCGUAGUUCUUGCCAGGAAAUAAAGUGAAUGAAUGAUAAUCCUGACCGAACUAAAUGUCGACUUAAGAGUAAAUGAACUCAUCAUCCCACCAACUAAAGGUGACUCCUGCCAGUUUCUCUUGAAGGCGAGGCCAACUGCAAGGGCCAGCCAUGAAUUUGAACACCACCAUCUCCUUCAUCACUCUCUCCAUCCACUAUACACUCGACUCUUCAGAAAUAUUAGACGUUUGUAUUUCCUGACCUAUACGAGUAUAUACCGACUCAAUGACUGUCAAUACUUGCCUCUACCCUACAAAUGGUAACUGGCUCUCUGGCGUCACUGAUAGUAUCUGUUUGUUUUCUGUGAAAUAAAUAAAUGUGUUUGAAUAAUC